CCUGACACAGUCACAACCUCUCAAUGUCCUUCCAAUUAGCUGCACUCACUUUCCAUGCCAGUGUGAGGGGGGCUGCAAGACUGGGAGGGAUUCAUGGGGGGUAUUAGUUUAGCAUUUUACUCACAUAGGAGCAAAGAGGGGGAGAAGGGGAAACAAAUCCUUGGCUGAAAGGCUUUCAAGAGCUCAGGGGCUGUGCAGUUGAAACAUUGGACGGAGGUUGCUUCUUCCCCAGCCCAGAGCAUUUCCAUGAAAGUGAGUUUACUGAGGACAUGUGUGCGAGGGUGUCUCCUAGAUAAGGCUGCUAUCUCUGCCCUGCAUGCAGCACUACUACCAACUGCCACUUCUACUACUCCGAGGGGACUCUGCAACUGCCAACAGCAUCAAUAGGGUCCUUAUCCCUCCCACCCACAGAGAAACAAACAAAACUCUUCAGACUUUAUCUGACGCCAGUGCUGCACUUAUGGCAGGACAAUUCAACGCUGUGCCAUAGAGACACAUACAAAUCUUGAAGCAGAGAAUCUGAUUUAUAUUUGCUCAUCCUUUAAAGGAGAAGGAAAGCUACGGAGGAGUUGCUGGCAACCAUGUCGGUGAAGCUGAGGUUCAGUUCUCCCAGUGACGGCCUUGGAGGAGUCGGCAGGAGCAGGUCCUUCGCUGGCUUUAGCACGUUACAAGUCCGAAAGACCUCACAGUCCCUCCGCAGAAGCUCGGUGAGGUCUAAAGUAUCGGUAAAAUCCGACAAGCUCUAUCCCUCUCUGCGCAAGGGGUCGAUCCGACUGGACCCACAUCCACACCAAGUCAAGAAGAUAUUUGAGGCUCUAAGGAAAGGCUUGACUGAAUACCUUGAGGAACAUCAAACACAGCUGGAUUUCCUGUCCGGCCAACAGAAAGACAUUAAAAGAAACUCCAGGCUGGCCUAUUUCUAUGACCUCGACAAGGAGAUACGUUUAAUUGAGCGGCACAUCCGGAAGCUGGAAUUUCACAUUAGCAAGAUUGAAGAACUCUAUGAAACGUACUGCAUACAAUGGAGGCUGCGGGUCGGCGCUUGUAACAUGAAACACGCUUUCUCCUUAUCUCCGUCUACCAAAGCAUCCAGAGAAAGUCUCAUAGAGCUCUACAAGAACUUCCAAGAAUGCACAGAGGACAUGUGCACGAUUGAAGGAGACCUUGAAGUCCAUUUGGGAGAGUUUCUCAUAAAAAUGAAAGGUUUGGUGGGCUACGCUAGACUCUGCCCUGGAGACCAUUACGAGGUAUUAAUAAGGUUAGGGCGGCAAAGGUGGAGGUUAAAAGGAAAGAUUGAAACAGACGACAGCCAGAUGUGGGAUGAAGAAGAGAGGAUGUUUAUCCCUAACCUCUGCGAAAACUUUGAAAUUAAGGUUAUAGAGCUCCGUGGCCUUACAACCAUCGUGGUGGGGGUGGUGACGUGUGAUAGUGCCGAUUUUUUUACCACCAGACCGAGAAUCAUCAUUGUUGACAUCACAGAAUUGGGGACCAUUAAGCUGCAGCUGGAAGUUAUCUGGAAUCCCUUUAAUACCAGCAAACUCCUCUCAACACCUGGAACAACUACCAAGUUCUCUACAAGCAGCCGCAAAACCUCCCUGUAUCACUGGACCCCACCCAAUACUCCCAGCUUCAGAGAAAAAUUCUGUGUGCAAAGUGACUUGGACAGCACCUUCUCAUCCCUGGACAAGGACAUCCAGACCCCGUAUAUACUAAGUUACCUGGCCAACAGCACUUUGGUUCCUCAGAGAAGAGAACGGAGUCACCAGGUGACCAACAUGGACAAUCUGAGGAACAUGGGGGACAAAUCCGAUGUAAAAACCAACACGAGUACAGUGUCUUCUCGAGAGGACGUUCCACCAUAUUUAUCUUCCCAAGAUCUCUUCAGGGAAGAGAGUUUGUUGCCACCUUCCAGUCACACCACGCUGGAUAUCCUGAAGGAAACCCCAGGUAGCUAUGGAACCCUUCAGACCAUGAAGCCCACAGAACUGGACUUUGACCAGGACACCAGCAGAGAAUCCAUAGGGGACAGCCUGAACAGCAUAUCUUUUCAAGAAGAGACAAUGUAUAGCAGAGCAGAAAGGAUACAUUGUAACGGGAAUCUGAGGAAUUCCAUUGGACAUCAGUUGGAGGAGGUUCUAGAGCUGCUCAAGCUGGAAAAAGUAACGAGGACGAAACUAAAGGAAAUGGAACAACCCAUCUUAAAUUUCAGAGAACGGGUUAAGCAGGAUAAAGAUGCCAGCCAGCAGAAUUUUCCCAUGGACAGAUUGCUGGUAGAGACGGCUUUGGAAAGUUUCGACUUCUUAAACACGGACUUCCAUGCUGAUGAGAUGUCGUUGUUUGGCAGCGUUCGGACUCACAGCAAGAGCACUGGAACUAUACAGGAGAGAGCACUGACAGCCAUAGGGUGCAACAGCCCAAGUGAGCCAAGCACUGGAAAUGAGGAUCUAGACCUGAUCCUCUCGCUCCAUCUGCGAGUCUGCAAAGCACUUUUACAGAAACUAACAUGGCCCAAUACAGCCCGAAUUCUACAGAACCACCUGCUGGAGGAGCUGCGCUGGCAGAAGGAGGUGUUGGACUAUCUCUCCAUUAUCUUUAUCCAGAAGGCUGGAGACAGAGUUUCCAUUGAUGAGGUUAUUCCAAAGAGCAAGAAGAUCCGGCAUUUCCUAAAGCUAUGGAAGAGCUGCACUAGUCCCGACUGCCCCUGGUUCUGCGCUUCCGAAACCUUCCUCGGCUCCAUCAAGAAAAUGUUUGCAGCCAGAAUCAAACGGAAAUAUCCAGGGCAACUAGAAACAGUGUGCAGAAGAGUUCUGGAGCAGAUGUUCAGCUUUGGGGGCAUAUUCCCAGCGGAGGAGUUGUCAGACGGAGUGGUUUCCAUUUUCCUGCUUUAUGGUUACCUGAGAAGACAUCAAGUGUUAGACCUGGAGAAGUACAUUGCUGCCCUUACAAGAGAAGUGACUCUCAUUGAAGCCCUGCAGUUGCCAGGAAGACUAAAAAGAAUUAAAAAAUUAAAGACCAAGCAGAUCUGUCGGCUUCAGCCGCUGCCACAGCUUCUCCGUAUCUUGGCCAAUUUCCAGCUUGAUGAAAACAAGAAAUUGUCUAAAGCCUCAGCAAACUUGCUUUCUAGGGCUUCCUCCAACAAGCAAUUCAAGCACAAGGCAGUUGUGUAUUACACAGAGAUUUUAUCUGGUGAUGAUACAAAGCUCCAGCAAUGCGCCUGUUUGGCUCUCAAGCAUCUAAAAGGGACGGCGAGUAUCGACCAGAUCGCUUCUUUGUGUCAGUCUGAAGUGAAGGACGUGAGGGACAUUGCCAGGGACACAAUCCUCUCCUUCGGUCACAAAGGACGACAGGUGUUUGGAAAGACGGACAAGAGGAGCCGGGAACUGCAGGACACACUGACGCUGGAUGGAGAGAUAGAAAUUACAGUGUUUUAAAGUCUGUCUGUCCCCAAAUAUACAAAAUGUACAAAAUGAAAAGAAUGUAUAUUUAGGUUUCUUUACAUUGCACAUAAAGGUGUUACUUCUCCCGGC
Molecule: messenger RNA, 3527 nt
Organism: Xenopus laevis (African clawed frog)
Lineage: Eukaryota; Metazoa; Chordata; Amphibia; Anura; Pipidae
Gene: ripor3.L
Product: RIPOR family member 3 L homeolog
Exons: 23
Coding region: 582-3431 (949 amino acids)
Source: RefSeq, a predicted model, not a curated record